Pseudocercospora fijiensis CIRAD86 is the source of this 1586-nucleotide messenger RNA. RefSeq lists its product as uncharacterized. NCBI's taxonomy places the organism in Eukaryota, Fungi, Ascomycota, Dothideomycetes, Mycosphaerellales, Mycosphaerellaceae. The record is from RefSeq and is a predicted model, not a curated record. Gene Ontology annotation, biological process: maturation of SSU-rRNA. Gene Ontology annotation, molecular function: rRNA small subunit aminocarboxypropyltransferase activity. The coding region runs from base 42 to 1310 and encodes 422 amino acids. The transcript has a single exon.
CGCUUCUCUACGCCGUCAAGCCAACCCGACACCAACGCGAUAUGGUCCGACACAAGAAAGACUUCAAAUCUGGCCGCGGCGGCAAUCACACCCAUGCUCGAGCCCACGCACAGCACACACAUCCAGAUCGCGAGAAUAAUAAUGGCUUGGGUGGCAACCGUCGACCACCAUUCAAAGCGGCAGCAUGGGAUCUGAACCACUGCGAUGCGAAAAGAUGUUCCGGCAAGCGACUCAUGCGACUUGGCUUGAUGCGAGAACUGCAUGUGGGACAGAAGCAUCCUGGCGUUGUGGUCUCGCCCAAGGCAAAGACUCUCAUAAGCCCCGCAGAUCGCGAGAUCCUGGAACAAUACGGUGCUGCUGUGGUGGAAGCCUCGUGGAACCGAAUCGAGGAAGUCCCCUUCAACAAGAUCGGGGGCCCGAACUCGAGAUUACUGCCCUACCUCAUCGCUGCGAAUCCGACGAAUUACGGGCGACCCUGGAGGCUGAACUGCGUGGAAGCACUGGCGGCAUGUUUCGCCAUAUGCGGGCAUUCGGAUUGGGCAGAGGAAAUUUUGAGCACGUUUUCGUACGGACAGUCGUUUCUUGACAUCAACGAGGAAGUGCUCGCAAAGUAUGCGGCGUGCAAGGAUGAAGAGGAAGUCAAGCAGUGCGAAGAGUCGUGGCUGGCGCAGAUCGAGAAUGAAUGGAAAGAGGAUCGAGAAGCAAGAGAGGAUAACAAGGACGAUGCUUGGGCGGGUGGAAAUCUGAAUCGGAGAGGACCGAGACCAGUCCAGGGCAAUGGCCUUGACAGUGAAGAAGGACGUGAUGAUGAGGAAGACGAUGAUAGCGAUACGAGCAGUUUAGGUGGCAUACAACUCGGCGGACCCAAGCCUGGCGAGACAGUCCAGGUGCAUGGCAACACCGAAGAUGACGAAGGCGAUGACGAAGAACGAGAUCCAUAUGCCCUUCCACCCAACGACGACGACGAAGAAGAAAUGGCAGAAUUAAGACGAAGAGUCCUCGCAUCAAAACCUUUCAGCAACCCGUCCAAGGCAGAAGACAAUUCACGACAGGCACCAGAGCGAAUCCAGCGCCCUUCGCAGACGAAGAAAAUCGAGUUGCCCGUAGACUCCGAUGCGGAAUCUGGCUCGGAUGUCGGCAACGAGGAAGAUGAUGAGUUUGAUAAUAUCAUCAACGCUGCUCCACUCACCGAUAGGGCGGGCAUUCAAGCGGCUCAGAGGAAGAGGGCGAUGGAGAAGGAAGGAAAGCUCAGUGCGACUUUUAGUAGAGCUGUUGUUGAUGCUAGUGGGAAGAGUCUUGGGAAGCAUUGAGUGAGAAAAAUGAUUUCGCGCCAGUGCCUCUGCCUAGUUGAUCGUCUUUCAGGAAGCGGGAUGUAAAAGUUCACGACGGCUCUGAGACAAGCGCUACUGUGCAAGCAGGCCGGCAACGCACUCGAUAGAUUAGGAUACUUGAUUUCUGCAAGAAUCGGGAAUGCAGAGACUUCGGCAUCGACAGCACCGAACGACGAAUAACACAACAUAUCGCUCAACUUGCCGUCAAGACGUCGCAGAGAAAUGCGCUGCGCUCGCGAGAGUCGUGUUCUUGCG